AUGUCGAAAUUGACCGAUUUUAAACUACUUUCCUUCGAUGUCUACGGGACCUUCAUAGACUGGGAAACUGGAAUUUUGACCGCUUUUCAAAAGUAUUUGGAAAAAUGCGGUGCUGGCAACCGCUUCACCAGAAAACAUCUGCUCGAAGUAUUUCACGAGCUUGAGUAUAGACAAGAAGUCAAAACACCAGAUAUGCUCUACUCGCAGGUUCUCACAACUACUCAUCCGCAAUGGGCGGAGAAGCUUGGGCUUCCUGCUCCUACGGCGAGCGAGAGCGAAGAGUUCGGCCAGUCUGUGGGCAAAUGGCCCGCCUUUCCUGACACUGUUGAUGCCCUGAAGCGCCUGGGCAAGACGUAUAAGCUAGUGGUACUCUCGAAUGUGGAUCGAGAGUCAUUUGGUGCGAGCAAUGCCGGUCCACUCGGGGGUGUGCACUUUGAUGGUAUUCUCACCGCGCAAGAUAUUGGCUCGUACAAGCCUGAUCCUCGCAACUUUGACUAUAUGCUCGAUUUUGCCCAAAAGGAGUUUGGCAUUCAAAAAUCACAGGUCCUGCAGACUGCGCAAAGCCAAAAGCAUGAUCAUCACCCCGCAUCCAAAAAGGGUAUUAAGUCCGUGUGGAUUGCACGUGCAGGAGCACGGAUGGGAAAUGUCGACGAGGAAAUUUACAACUGGAAAUUUAAUACCUUGGGCGAGAUGGCAGAUGCUGUGGAAAAGGAGAAGUCUGCUUAA
This is a messenger RNA of Xylona heveae TC161, 726 nucleotides long. RefSeq names its product HAD-like protein. The transcript has a single exon. The record is from RefSeq and is a predicted model, not a curated record. The coding region runs from base 1 to 726 and encodes 241 amino acids. Lineage: Eukaryota; Fungi; Ascomycota; Xylonomycetes; Xylonales; Xylonaceae.